CCGUGGUUGUUGACGACGGACAUCGUAACACUGUGGGUAGCAUUAUGGAAGAGCUAGCGUCGAUCAAGAUCAAUCAAACCGAACGGUGCAUCUGCGCACCGUGUUGGAAGCGGGUGCUGGAAGCACAGGAACUGCGGAGCGCAAUACGCAGUUCGAAACUCCUCGGUGACGCCAGUGAGGAAUCCGCCAUCGAGUGCCCGGUGGUGAUCCAGCCAUGCCCGCAGGAGGACAGCAAAGUGUACGAGGAGUACGAGUAUUUGAUGGAAUACUUCGAAAACUGCGGAUCGAACGAUCACACCUACAACAAUCGAGAGGACGAGGACGAAGUCUCCACGGUGGGGGACGAAUACUAUGUUAAAGAUGAAGACCAAGCAGAUGAACGGUCGUCGUUCCUGUUUGAGACAAACAUUAUUGCCGAUAGCAAACCGGACGGCGAUGAAAAUCGGUCCGCGAAUAUUACGCGCCAGUUCGAGAUGCCGGACUCGUCGCUUAUCGUGCACGACGAACUGCACGAGCGGCACCGGCGGGUGGAGGUGGCCGGGGAGCGAUGCUGUGGCUGCAGCUACGUUGCGCCCAACCGCAAAGGCCUGAUGCAGCACUCGGAAACGGUGCACGCGAUCAAUAUAGUCGACAUUGGCGAUUACUGUCCGAUCUGUUUCUACAAGUUCGCCACCGACCAGCAGCUGGAGCGGCACAUACAGGAGUUCAAGUCGAACAGCAUGUACGUGUGUUUGCGGUGCAACCGAUUCUACAACAUGCGCCGCCGUCUGUACAAUCACCUGCUAAGGUGCUGGGACGAAGAGCUCGGUGGUGCGCUGAAUGGCGAGGACUCGCCAGAUGAGAACGAGGAUGACGACGGGCAGGACAUGGACGAACUCGACGAUGAGGCUGAGGUGUAUGGCGAAGAGGUCCCAGGCGAGUACGACACGAUCGAGUACCUUCUGCAGCAGGACGACGCACCGCUCCGUGGAAUCGAUCGCCGGCGGAUGCACCGCUACCGGGAUCAAUUUCCCGAAGUUCUCGCUAACGUCGAGCUAUCGUACGGGCUCGGUGAGGACCAGCUGAACAUAAAUCCGAAUCAAAUCAUCGCGCAGGGUGAGUUCGAGACGUUCAAAUAUGUGCGAUUGCGCGGGGAACGUUGCUGCGGCUGCCCCUACACGUGUUCCACGCGCGAGAAGCUGAUGGAACACGCCAACCGUGAGCAUCCGGAAGGGCCGUUGACGGAUGCGGUCGACGAUCGGACCACGUGUGGACUGUGCCGUGUGCAGUUAGGGGACGAAGUGGAACUGGUGAAACAUUUAAGCUUCUUCGUGAGCAGACAGCUCUUUUUCUGCACCAUCUGCCGCGAGUCGUUCCUGACGCGCGACAGUCUGCGGCACCAUCAGGAGCACAGUAAGGUCCACCAGCACGAGGUGCUCGAGCGUCACCAGGAGGCCGGUCUGAAGGCGGAGGACUUUGUUGAACUCGAUCGGCCGGAUGUGGGGGAGCGGCUAGAGAAGCUGCUGGCGCUCAGGAUGGUCAAUCGCAUGAAGGGGUCCCGCCACAUGCGCAUGCCGGACGCUCGGUUCAUCAAGGAGGUGGUAGAGUACAAAAACUACCGCAAGCUGACCGUCGUCGGCGAACAGUGCUGCGGGUGCGGAAUGUUUUUCGACACCACGGCCAGCCUGAAGGAGCACUCCCGGGAGGCGCACUUUACUCCGAUGGCGCACGCGGACAGCCCCUGGAAGGCGAACCACGAGUGCGAGAUUUGCCACACGCAGUUCGAAGGCGAGCGUGGCCUCGCGCUGCACAUGGGUGCGUCCCGGGUGAACCGGGGCAAAAGCACGACCAACCUGUACGUCUGCAAGCUGUGCGGGUUGCUGUUUUCGAAAAAGUUUUGCCUCGGAAGACACAUGCAGUUUGCGGCCAAUCACCUGUCGCGCCUGAUCGAGGAUGCGACCCGGAGAAAAGCGGACGACGCUGCUCCGGAGGACGAAGACGACGAUAGGAGUGCCAUCAGCCAGGAUCCGCGGAUUGCGGAAGCGCUGCAGUUGCACAAGACGAUGCGCACGGACAAGGCGGGGGCCCAGAUUGGGCACCACUGUUGCUUCCCCAAGUGCCGCGUUCGCUUCACCGACGAGUCCGAGCUGCUGGAGCACGUGCACGACGAGCACGGCGGAAAGCGGCGCGAGUUUGAGUGCGAACGGAAGUCGGAACAAAACGUGUGCCCGGCUUGCUGCAAAUCGUUCGACACUCGGGCCAAACUGAACUGGCACCGCGUGCAGCGCUUCGUGCCGCGCCGAUACAGCUGCAAGCGCUGCGACAAAACGUUCGAAAAGUGGCCACUGCUGAAAAUUCACGUCGCCACCGAUCACGAGAACGCGCCGCCCAGCUUCCCGUGCACGCAGUGCAACAAAACGUUCAUCAACGUGUCGCGCCUGCGGGUUCACGAGAAAAUUCACGACACGCACCUCCGGUUCGCGUGCGACGUGUGCGGUGACCGGUUCCGGUACAACGGCUUGCUUUCGCGCCACAAACGGGCGAUGCACUCGAGCGAGCUGCGCUUCGAGUGUAAGCUGUGCCCGAAAAAGUUUGCCGUUGCGGAAAAGCUCAAGAUCCACCAGCGAGUGCACACGGGGGACCGGCCGUACGGUUGCACGUUCUGCAGUCGCCACUUUAGCCACUUUACCGACCGGAAGCGCCACGAAAUGUCGGCCCACACGGGCGAACGGCCGCACCGGUGUCCGUUCUGUCCCGCGGCGUACAUCCGCAACCGUGAGCUGGCCAUGCACAUGCGGAAGCACAAGGAACACGAAGAACCUACCGACGGCAAGAUCGUCGAGCAAUGAUCAAGACAAAAAGCACGUUUUAUUAUGUGAAUAAAAUAAG
Messenger RNA from Anopheles cruzii, 2868 nucleotides. Its product is annotated as zinc finger protein 780A-like. Bases 45 to 2828 code for a protein of 927 amino acids. Gene Ontology annotation, molecular function: RNA polymerase II cis-regulatory region sequence-specific DNA binding; DNA-binding transcription factor activity. Lineage: Eukaryota; Metazoa; Arthropoda; Insecta; Diptera; Culicidae. The record is from RefSeq and is a predicted model, not a curated record. The transcript has 2 exons. Gene Ontology annotation, biological process: regulation of transcription by RNA polymerase II.